AUACAUUCAAAUAUGUAUCUUGAAAGAAACACUUGAAUAGCUCAAUUGUGAAUCCAUUUUAAAAUAUUUAAUUAGCUCAAGAGAUAACUGUAAACGUAAUUACCUACUUACUCAAAAAUGGUCUCAAAGAUUUUCGUAUUUGGUGUUGUUUUAAUUUGUAUUAUCAUCGACGUAGCUCGCGGAAUCGCACAAGAAAAGGAGAACGAUGAAGGACCGGCGAUUGAAGUCAAAGCUGUUUUGAAUGGUACUGCGUCUUUACCGUGCAAUAUAAAGCCGCAGUCGAAUAAUGAUUCUGUUAUAUUGGUCGUCUGGUAUAGAAACGAGCUGAAACCUAUUUACAGUUAUGAUAUCAGAGGAGGCAGUUUCUCCAAAACUGCUACGCAUUGGAAGGAUAAGAAUCGAUUGGGUGAAAGGGCGCAUUUUCGAACUGUACAAGAUCCGGCCAUAUUGGCUAUUAAUAAUGUACAAGAGAAUGACGAAGGCAAUUACAGAUGCCGAGUGGAUUUUCUCAGAUCACCAACCAGAAAUGCCAAAGUUUAUUUGAUGAUUGUUGUACCGCCUGAAAAGCCAGUAAUCUUGAACAAAGAUGGUAGAGAAAUUGGCGCCGUAGCCGGCCCUUAUGUUGAAGGAUUGGAUGCAAAGCUUAUAUGUAAAGUACAAGGUGGUAAACCGCCGCCGACCAUCAGAUGGUGGAGAGACGAUACGUUAUUGGAAUCCAGCGAAAUAGCAACGGCCGAAAACGAUGUCAAAUUGAGGGAAGUAGUAGUUCAUAACAUAAACCGCACCGACCUGCAUAAAUCUCUGGUAUGCCAAGCGUCCAACAAUAAUAUCAACGGCCCUUUAACAACUACCGUUCAUUUGGAUGUUUAUUUUAAACCGUACAAUUUAACUAUUGUGGAUAGUAAUCAGCCUUUGUCGUCUACUCGAGAGUAUAAAAUUAUUUGUCAAGCUUUCGGCUCCAGACCGCAUGCCAGUAUUACGUGGUGGAAAAAUGGCGAACUGUUGACUAAUUAUACCGAAGAGAUAACCGACAACGGAAACAUAACAACAUCCAUAUUAACAUUCAAACCAGAACUGAUAGAUCACAAUAAAUCGUUAAUAUGUCGAGCCGAAAACCCAAAGAUUGUCGGAGGCAUCACGGAAGCUGUGUCGAUAAUCGAUGUAACCUUUGCUCCAGUACUGAAAUUAGAGCUCGGAGAGAAAAUGAAUCCGGAAGAUAUCGAAGAAGGAGAUGAUGUUUAUUUCGAAUGCAAAAUUACCGCUAAUCCGCAAGCUUACAAGGUGGAAUGGAGUCAUAACGGCGUGUUAGUGCAACAGAAUACGAAGAACGGUAUAAUAGCUAAUCAUAAAGCAUUGAUAUUGCAAAAGGUUAAAAGACACAUGGCUGGAAAUUAUACAUGCAUCGCUUCAAGCGUCGAGGGAGACGGUAAAAGCAAUACUGUGCAGCUCCGAGUAAUGUAUAAACCAGUCUGCAAACCGAAUCAAAAAUACAUAUACGGAGUAGCAAAGGAAGAAAACGCUCAAGUGAUUUGCGAAGUUGACGCGUUUCCAGCUCCCGAUUCAUUUAAAUGGUUGUUUAAUCAUACAACAAAACCAAUACCGGAAGGUCGUUAUACGGCGGUCGACAAUCGUAAAGGAAUAUCAAUAUUAACAUUUAGCCCGCAAACGGAAUUAGAUUACGGAAUUUUAAUGUGUUACGCCCACAACGCGGUAGGACAACAAAGCGAUCCUUGUAUUUUCCAUAUAAUUCCAGCAGGACAACCCGAGCCACCGUAUAAUUGUACAGUUAGUAAUCAGACAUCUGAUUCUAUCGAGAUUUUUUGUAAAGAAGGAUUCGAUAAUGGACAAACACAGUCUUUCUAUGCUGAAGUCAUUGAUCCGGAUACAGAUGCUUUAAUGACUAACUUAUCGUCUACCAAGUUGACCUUUAAAAUUGGCAGGCUUUCGCCUGGUAAAGCUUUGAGGAUGAAUAUUUACGCCGUCAAUACCAGGGGUAAAAGCGAACCAACAGUGGUUGAAACGUACACUCUGGAGUCAGCUCAGAAACAUACUGGAGAUCCAUCACGUUUGAAAAUGGCUCCGGUGGUUGGUGCAUUGUUGGGGUUAGCUGCCAUAUCGUUGGUAUUAGGAGUAGUGGCGUUGUGCGCCCUUCGUGGUCGUAGUAGCAGUCGAUCGCAGCCGCGCUUUAUGAAUGCCAACGGAAAUAUUUCGGAUAAGGGCAAAUGUAUAUCUGAUCUGGAUGCUUACGAAGUGGCUGAGAAAACUCCCGAUGUGAUACAAUGCAAUAAUAAAGGAACUGAAUACAGACCUUUGAGAAUCGACAAUGAAAAUUCUAGAAGCAAUUUAUCGGUUAACGCUUCCAGUAUUCAGAGUAACGCCAAUCAGCUUGAUAAAGUUGGAUUGUGCUCAACAAACGAGUCAUCCUUAGAAGAUAUACUCAACACUAAUGCUGUUAACGACUACACCAACAGUAUGGAGGCACCAACGUCGCCUAAACUAAGUACCAAUAAAAAAUUAUUUCCGAAUUCUUCCAUAUCACAAACGACUGAACAGUAUAAAACAUUGCCGUCGAAUAAGAGUUACACUCCAUUUUUAGAAGGUCGUAACGCGGCAAAUUCCACCAGCAAAACUUACAUAGCUGCGCCUGCGGAAUGCGCAGUGACUUCGAUCGCCCCUCAUCAUCGAGAGGUAAUCACAGUUCGAACUCCUUUACCACAUAACGAUCAAGAAAGCUGCGUUUAGUCAAAGUGAUAGCCUAUGUAAUUAAUAUGGUACUUCAAAACUGGACGAGUUGAAAUUGGAAUUUUUUGUGUUCAUUGGCGAGAAAUAAUUACUUAUUUAAAGCAUUUUUCGAGG
Planococcus citri (citrus mealybug) is the source of this 2856-nucleotide messenger RNA. It is a transcript of the gene side-VI, whose product is annotated as sidestep VI. Gene Ontology annotation, molecular function: protein binding. The transcript is spliced from 14 exons. Bases 118 to 2742 code for a protein of 874 amino acids. Lineage: Eukaryota; Metazoa; Arthropoda; Insecta; Hemiptera; Pseudococcidae. The record is from RefSeq and is a predicted model, not a curated record.